Messenger RNA from Dipodomys ordii (Ord's kangaroo rat), 3533 nucleotides. It is a transcript of the gene Slc18a2, whose product is annotated as solute carrier family 18 (vesicular monoamine transporter), member 2. Gene Ontology annotation, cellular component: terminal bouton; synaptic vesicle membrane. The transcript is spliced from 15 exons. Gene Ontology annotation, biological process: transmembrane transport; aminergic neurotransmitter loading into synaptic vesicle; xenobiotic transport. Bases 4 to 1560 code for a protein of 518 amino acids. Gene Ontology annotation, molecular function: xenobiotic transmembrane transporter activity; serotonin:sodium:chloride symporter activity. Lineage: Eukaryota; Metazoa; Chordata; Mammalia; Rodentia; Heteromyidae. The record is from RefSeq and is a predicted model, not a curated record.
GCCAUGGCGCUGAGCGAGCUGGCGCCGCUCCGCUGGCUGCGCGAGGGCCGCCACUCCAGGAAGCUCAUCCUGUUCAUCGUGUUCCUCGCGCUGCUGCUGGACAACAUGCUGCUCACCGUCGUGGUCCCCAUCAUUCCCAGUUAUCUGUACAGCAUUAAGCAUGAGAAAAAUGUGACAGAAAUCCAGACGCCCAGUCCAGCGCUCCUGGCCUCCACCUCUGGAAGCUUCCAGAGCAUCUUUUCCUACUAUGACAACUCCACCAUGGUUACUGGGAACAGCACCGGAGACCAUCUGAAGAGGCAGCCCCAUAAAGCCACCACUACCCUGCACAUGGUGACCAACACGUCCACCGCCCCUUCCGACUGUCCCAGUGAAGACAAAGACCUCCUGAAUGAAAACGUGCAAGUCGGCCUGCUGUUCGCCUCCAAAGCCACCGUCCAGCUCCUCACCAACCCUUUCAUAGGGCUGCUGACCAACAGAAUCGGCUAUCCAAUUCCCAUGUUUGCAGGAUUUUGCAUCAUGUUUAUCUCUACAAUUAUGUUCGCCUUCUCUAGCAGCUACGCCUUCCUGCUGAUCGCCAGGUCCCUGCAGGGCAUCGGCUCCUCUUGUUCCUCUGUGGCUGGGAUGGGCAUGCUUGCCAGUGUGUACACAGAUGACGAAGAGAGGGGCAACGCCAUGGGCAUCGCCUUGGGAGGCCUGGCCAUGGGGGUCCUAGUGGGACCCCCCUUUGGGAGCGUGCUUUAUGAGUUUGUGGGAAAGACCGCCCCAUUCCUGGUGCUGGCUGCCUUGGUGCUCUUAGAUGGAGCGGUUCAGCUGUUUGUGCUCCAGCCAUCCCGGGUGCAGCCAGAGAGUCAGAAAGGGACACCCCUAACCACACUGCUGAAGGACCCCUACAUCCUCAUCGCUGCAGGCUCCAUCUGUUUUGCCAAUAUGGGGAUUGCCAUGCUAGAGCCCGCCUUGCCCAUCUGGAUGAUGGAGACCAUGUGUUCUCGAAAGUGGCAGCUGGGCGUGGCUUUCUUGCCAGCGAGUAUCUCUUAUCUCAUUGGAACCAAUAUUUUUGGGAUACUGGCACACAAAAUGGGAAGGUGGCUUUGUGCUCUGCUGGGAAUGACAGUUGUUGGAAUUAGUAUUUUAUGUAUUCCUUUUGCAAAAAACAUCUAUGGACUCAUUGCUCCCAACUUUGGAGUUGGUUUUGCGAUCGGGAUGGUGGACUCCUCGAUGAUGCCCAUCAUGGGCUACCUCGUAGACCUGCGGCACGUGUCCGUCUAUGGGAGUGUGUACGCCAUUGCGGAUGUGGCCUUCUGUAUGGGUUAUGCUAUAGGUCCUUCUGCUGGUGGUGCUAUCGCGAAGGCCAUUGGAUUUCCAUGGCUCAUGACAAUUAUCGGGAUAAUCGAUAUAGCUUUUGCUCCUCUUUGCUUUUUUCUUCGAAGUCCACCUGCCAAGGAAGAAAAAAUGGCUAUUCUCAUGGAUCACAACUGCCCAGUUAAGACAAAAAUGUACACCCAGAAUAAUAUCCAGUCCUACCCGUUAGGCGAUGAUGAGGAAUCUGAAAGUGACUGAGACUCUCUAAGUCAUCCGAGUGUUUAACUGUAUUAGAAGUGUUUCCAGUGAAAUGACUCGUACAGAGUUGUCUUAGUCACACACCAUCCAUCCCUGGCAAAGAGUAAAACAACCAAAGGUGAUUCUUUCUUUCCAUGGUUAUGAACGACUGCCAACAGCCUUAUAAAGAAAAAGCGGCUUUUCUAGUGGUUUGUAUAAAUAGUGUUGAAAACUUUAUUUUAUGUAUUUGAUUUUAUUAAAUAUUAUACAAUAUAUUUUGACGAAAUAGGUAUAUUGUAAAUCUAUAAAUAUUUGAAUCCAAAUCAAAUAUAAUUUUUUAACUUACAUUCACAAACACUUGGACAAAAAAUCUAUUUUUUCUGAAUAUUGGUAAUGAGUGUUUAGAGCACACAUUAUCUGAGACUUUUCCAACAAGAAACUAGAAGUCUGAAAAACAACCAUGUUAAGACAGCAUGUUAAGGACCAACACUGACAGAGUGUUAACUUGUAGUUAGUACUGAUAUAUUUUUGAGUCAAACUGAGUUAUCCCAAGUGCAAGACAAGAAACUGAGUUAGUCAUCUUUUGGAGUUAUAAAUCUUCACCAGCAUUUGUUUUCUAUAAUCACUCACCUGGAGAGGAAAUGGUACAUUAUGUUUCUAUGUCAUGUGGUUGGAAAGGAACACAAAAUCCAGAGAAAAAGGAACACAAAUCCAGAGAAAAACAAUGUUCUAAAUGUAGGGAAAAGCUCUCUAAUGUAGUUUUGAACUUCAAGUUUUCAAGACGCAUGCUUGUCUUAUUGAGUGAAAAUGUAGGGCAUCUGUACCUUAAACUGUCAAGGUUGUCUAAGCAUGGUUAGGCUUAUCAACACCUAGUUCAAGUUCUAGAAAAAGAAACUUACAAGACUAGUAGCUGCUAUAUCUUGAAAAAUAAAACUUUUAACUAUGACUUCUAUGCAGGUCAUCCGAGUGUUUUUCUAGGGAUCUAUUACUUUUGAAAUUGUUUGCAGCUAUUAUUUUCUAGCCUCUGGAAAGUGACACCAGUGUGUGAAGGCAAGUUUUAAACAGAUCAAUGAACUUGUCUUUAAUUAUGUUAGGAAAACAGAUAAAAGAUAAUUGGGUGGCCAGGAUGUGUACCGCCUUUCCCAGAGAGAAAAGAACAUCCAAACAUCUAAAAAUAUAUGUUUGCCUUAUCAUCUGUGUGCAAGGUAGUGUAACUUUUCUAAGCAUGGCAACAUUGAUGAAUUUUCAGUGUACCAGCAAAUGCUAUUUGUGAACAGUCAAUCUACGUCACUUUGUAUAAGACUGGAAUGUGAUGAUUGUGUGUGUGUGUGUGUGUGUAUGUGUGUGUGUGUGUGGGCUAUAUUUCAAAUGCUUGUUGAUUCUGUGGUCGUGUAAUCAUGAACAAAAAUUUCCUAAUGUCAGUUUUGCUAAGCUGAAAUUGUGUUUGUGUUAACUUGGACAUCAAGAAGCACAGAACUUUAGAAUAUUCUUCAAUCAAAUUAACUAUUACACUCUCUAGGAAAGCAGCCAACAGUUCUUUUGUUUUAUCAAGCUUUUGUGUGGGUGGUAGUUGCUCUGUAGUCUGGUGUGUAAGUGCAGUGCGUUUGACAGCAACAGGCUUUGUAUUCAAUAACAUUGGACAGUUAUACAAGUCUGCAACUUUGGAAGGUGGCAAUGAAGGAGCUCCUUGUAUGGGUAAAAAAAAAAAGGUAGCAUUGUUCUACUUCAAAGGAAAGCCUUAAAAACAAGUGCUAUAAAUUGAUUCUCUUGUUUGUGGUUCUUCCUAUUUUUGCCUUUGUGGCUUCAGCUUCUUCUUAAAGAGUGACUGGCAAAGAUAUACCUGCUGUUGAUUCUUAGGGAAAAAAUAUAUUUUGUUCCCUCUGAGCUGUUUGGGAAGCAAAAUAUAUGUUGUAUCUGGGAAAAACCCAAACACCUUUAGUUAAGGUCUUUUAUAUGACUAAUGUCUGGGUUAAUAAGACUCUGAAAACAGGUGU